Messenger RNA from Ostreobium quekettii, 1743 nucleotides. The record is from the annotation of a GenBank genome assembly. Lineage: Eukaryota; Viridiplantae; Chlorophyta; Ulvophyceae; Bryopsidales; Ostreobiaceae.
AUGAGUUGGGGCACCCUGCCUUUUCACUUGCUGGACAUGGUGGAGAAAGUUGGCACUGGCAUGGGCAGGUUUGAUGGCCUGGACAUGAUUAAAUCUGUGCGUUGUGUGAAUCGGCACUGGUGCGCGUGGGCCACAGAGGCAACGCGAUCUGUUGCCCCAAGGCUAGGCGGGCUGCAGAUGGACCAGAGGAUGACAGCAAUCAUGCAGAAGUUCCCGAACGUUCAGUCUGUGGAUUUGAGAUGGUGUUGGAGAAGGGCCACUGACUGUGCCCUGGCCUGUGUGGCAACAAUGCCAAAACUGACUUGUCUCGAGUGCUAUGAGGCCAAAAUCACGAACGAUGGAUUGAAGCUCCUGGGGGUUUUAGCUAACCUCAGGGUGCUUGCACUGGAUGGAUGCCACAAAAUCACAGAUGAGGGACUGCAGCACGUGGGCAGCAUUUGGUCUCUGACAAGUCUGAGUUUGAAAGGCUGCUGGGGUGUUACUGAUGCAGGCUUGGUUCACUUGACUGUAUUGAGAUGCCUAAGGGAGCUUGGUUUGCGCUGCUGCACACAGGUUAGGGAUGAGGGGCUGUGGCAGUUGGGAAAGAUUUGUAGCCUCACAAAAUUGAACGUCACUCACUGCAGCUCUUUCACAGAUGAAGGGGUGAGGGCGUUGAGGAGCCUGACGAACCUUUGCAGCCUCAGCCUAUCCUCGUCUGCGUUCACAGAUGAGGGCAUGGGGUAUUUGGCAGAGCUGGGCAGCCUGGAGGUGCUGGACUUAAGCUUCUGUGGGGAGGUCAGCAAUAGUGGGAUGGGGCGCCUUGCAAAGUUGUGCGGACUCAAGUGCCUGAACAUUACAGGGUGUGGCAUGAUCACAGGUGGUGGUUUGCAUAUUUUGAGGAAGCUCACUGUCCUUACAAGACUCACCUUGUCUUUCUGUGGAGCGAUCACAGACAUGGAGUUGGCUGGGGGGUUGGCGAGCUUGAAGCAUUUAGCUGAGUUGAACUUGUCAGGCUGCAUCCAUAUCACAGACGACUGCUUGAGAGGCAUGCAUGCAUUGAGCAGCUUGAAGGCUGUGGACGUCAGUUGGUGUUGUGUUACAGAUGAAGGUUUGGCCUGCUUAGGGCAAGUGAGCUCGCUGACCAGUCUAUUGGCGAAUAACGUGUCCCACAUAUCAGACGGUGGCCUGCAGCAUGUGGGUACGCUGCGCUGCUUGAGGCUACUAGGGGUGUCAAAUUGCCGUCAAAUCACCAAGCAAGGCCUCAAGCACCUGGAGGAGUUGGGCAGCCUCACAGACAUAGAUGUCAGCUGUUGUGACAAGAUCACUGAUGAAUCUCUGUGCUACCUCGGCGGCCUUGAAGCUCUGACCAGUCUCAAAUUGUCGCGGUGCAAUAGGGUGACGGAGAACGGUCUCGAGCACUUGGCAGGGUUGAGGGCCUUGACAGACCUCGAUUUGUCGGACUGCUCCAGGAUUGAUGUCACUGGUUUGCGACACCUGGAGAAUCUGACGGCUCUUAGAAAGCUGAACUUGCACGGCUGCAGGGGUGUCACAGAUCAGGGGAUGAAGUGGUUAAGUGGCCUGACAGCACUAACGAGUCUGGUGCUGUCUCUGUGCACAAUAACACAUGAAGGAGUCGGACAGCUGUCGGGCUUGAGUCGCCUAAGGUACCUGGAACUCGUUGGCUGCGAGAGGAGCACAAGGAACGAAGUGAGUUCCUUGCAGGCAAUACCAAACCUCACAGUGUCUUCGUCUUUUCAAGACUGA